AUGUCUGAUCCACGAUUCGCCAGGUUCAAGACCGACCCUCGCUUUCGUCGUAUUAAAAACCAUCAGUCAAAAGUUGUUGUAGACGAUCGCUUCAAGAGUGUGCUCGAAGUCGGCAGCAAGAAGCGGAAGAAGGGCAAAGGGCGCGUGGACAAGUAUGGAAAACCACUGGCGGAUACACAAGAGCAGGAUGACUUGCGCCGAUUCUACCGCAUAGAGCAAGACGACAAGCCCGCUGAACCGGAAGCGAACGCUGGUCCAGAUUAUGCUCGCGGAGCGGUACUCUUGGAAUCAUCUGAUGAGGAGGCAGAUGGACCUGAAAACACAGUGGGAGAUGACGAAAGCGACAUAGAAGGCGUCGUUACCCUGGGACGCGACAUCUCGAAGCCCAUUGCUGUUCCGGAUGAAGAACAAGAAAUUGACCUGGAUGAAAACAGUUACGCUGAGUUGGAUGCUCAGGCUGCUGCCUACGCGAAAGCGAAUCCAGAGCAGGAAGAGGUUCAAGUUCCCCGCACUCGGCGACUUGCAGUCGUGAACUUGGAUUGGGACUGCGUUCGCGCAACUCAUCUCUAUCGCAUUUUUGCGUCGCUCGUGUCGCCAAAUGCAUCUGCUGUGGCCUCUUCGUCCACCUCCACCUUCAUUGUCAAAGGAAAGCAAAGGCAUACUGUGACUCAGGUUGUGCGUGGCAAAGUCUUGAGUGUUCGAGUAUAUCCCAGCCAGUUCGGCAAGGAACGCAUGGCUAAGGAGGAGAAGGAGGGUCCUCCCCCCGAGGUCUUCAAGAAGAACAGGGAACUUGACGCUGAAGAAAUUAACGAGCGUACUAUCUAUGAGACGGGUGAUGGCGAGGAUUACGAUGAGGAUAUGCUCAGAAAAUAUCAGCUAGAGAGGUUAAGGUAUUACUACGCAGUUUUGGAAUGUGACACCGUGGAGGCUGCCUCCCAUAUCUACACCGAGUUGGAAGGGUCAGAGCUCGAGCGUUCUGCGAACGUGUUCGAUCUCAGUUUUGUGCCCGAUAACAUGACUUUCGACGAUGAACCCAGAGAUGAAGCUACUGACGAUUUGAACGUCCCUUACAAAGGUUUAGAGUUCGUGACAGAUGCUCUUAGGCAUUCAAAAGUCAAGUUGACAUGGGAUGAGGACGACCCGGAGCGGAUACAACUGACGCGGCGAAUUCUAUCGCGCAGAGAGAUUGACGACAAUGAUUUCAAGGCCUAUAUAGCCUCGUCCACGUCCGGAUCGGAGGAUGAGGCCAAUACUAUUAUUCAGAAACGCGGAGAGAAAGGGCCUAUCAAUCGAGACAAGCUCCGCUCACUUCUGCUGGGGAGCGACGUGGAUAUGCCCGAAGGAUGGAACACGGGUCGUGGGGAGGAUGAUCGUGAGGUCGACAUGGAGAUCACGUUCACACCUGGACUCAGCACAGCAAAUGAUGACCAGGAGGAGACUACGCUUGAGAAGUACAAGCGUAAGAUGAAGGAGAAGAAGAAGAAGCGCAAGGAAGAGAUGGCGAAGAAGGGAGCCGAUGAUCAUGCGGAUGAGAAACCGCGUGUGGAGGACGACUUCUUCGCCGGGGAAAGCGACGAUGAGUCGGUUGACGAGGAUGACGAUACAGAGCCGGAUGUGCACAAGGCGAAAGGGAAGCGGGGGAAAUCCCCGAACGUGAUCAUAGCCAGUCAUCUGAAGGAGCCAAGCCGACAUGUGUCGACUGCCGGGGAGCUUGCUCUUCUUGCUUCCUCGGGCAAUCCCGACGGCGAGCCCAAACAUUUCGACAUGAAGGCAGUAAUUAAAGCAGAAAAGGCUAAGGGUAGGAAGAAACGCAAGAAGACGGAUGCCGAAUAUGAAAACGAGCUGCAGGAGGACUUCACAAUCGACGUCAAGGACGAACGUUUCAAGGCUGUCCACGAAGAUUAUGCCUUUGCGAUCGACCCUAGCAAUCCUCAUUUCAAGAAGACGGAGAGUAUGUCUGCACUUCUGGAAGAACGUCAUAAGAGGCAGGGCAAGAAAGCAGCUGGUGCGAGCAAACGAGCUGUUGUGGAACCACGGGCUUCGGUGGAGCAGAACAACCUGAAGGGCUUGGUAGACAGUGUGAAGAGGAAGAGCGCAGUAGCAGAGCAUGCAGGAGUUGGCAAGCGAAGAAGGAUUUGA
Messenger RNA from Sparassis crispa, 2139 nucleotides. RefSeq names its product Pre-rRNA-processing protein. Gene Ontology annotation, biological process: rRNA processing. The record is from RefSeq and is a predicted model, not a curated record. The coding region runs from base 1 to 2139 and encodes 712 amino acids. Gene Ontology annotation, molecular function: RNA binding. Lineage: Eukaryota; Fungi; Basidiomycota; Agaricomycetes; Polyporales; Sparassidaceae. The transcript has 6 exons. Gene Ontology annotation, cellular component: nucleus.